Messenger RNA from Cyphellophora attinorum, 1302 nucleotides. RefSeq names its product Pyridoxal phosphate phosphatase PHOSPHO2. The transcript has a single exon. The coding region runs from base 1 to 1302 and encodes 433 amino acids. Gene Ontology annotation, molecular function: phosphatase activity. The record is from RefSeq and is a predicted model, not a curated record. NCBI's taxonomy places the organism in Eukaryota, Fungi, Ascomycota, Eurotiomycetes, Chaetothyriales, Cyphellophoraceae.
AUGACCUAUCACCAACAGCCAUCUCCUACUAGCCACACCAGCCAGAUCCUCCUCCUGAUCUUCGACUUUGACCACACCCUCAUCAACGUCAAUUCCGACCUGCUCCCGUUCCAGUCACCUGAGACACUCCCCUAUGGCACUCAGCUAUCAGCACAAAUCCCCAAGCUAAUCGAACGACUUGGUCCUAAGUCAUGGACGCGCAUGAUGCGGCUCGGGCUGGCGGCGUUGUCUCGGCGAGAAGGGUACGAAAGGGCGGAAUUGGAGGCGUGCAUGAGGGCUGUGAGGAUGGACGAGGAGUUGGUCAAAGCCCUGCAGGUAUUGGGUGCGCGGAGUCGGUUGAGUGACCGAAGAUCAGCUGCUGGACUAGGAGAUCGCGAUGAGGAAUCGGAGCAGGGUGAGAAUGAAGUGACCACGCGUCAGGACUCGAAGUCUUCAGGAGCGCCAGUUGUAGAAAUGGUGAUCGCAUCAGACGCCAACAACGUUUUCAUAGAGACGAUUCUCAACGCCAACGGGUUGUCUAGUCCGACCAUCUUCCAAAAUAUCUACACCAACCGCGCCAAGUGGGUCUCAGAGCCGAAUCUCACGGAAGAAGACGAGGGGAUCCUCAGGUCUUUCGAUCUCGAGUUGCAGCAGUCAGACGAUCAGUCAGUUCGGACGACAGCGAAGCAAGGUGUGCCUACUGCCAUUGAUUUAGCGGACAAGCCGAUACUCGACGUCCAGCCCUACCAAAGCCCCUCAAAUCCACACGACUGCACCCGCUGCGCGCCGAAUAUGUGCAAGUCCACUAUUCUGAUACAGUCGAAGCUCGACCUUGGCUUGAAUGGGGCGUCCAGUCAGCAGUUAAGGACAGUCUACGUGGGAGACGGCUUCAACGACUACUGCCCCGCUCUAAGCCUGGACACCGGUGAUCUGCUUCUGGUGAGGGAGGGGUACGCGCUUGAGAAGUUGCUGAAGCGGGAGCAAGAAGAAGAUAAGGAAGCUGCGACUGAGAAGGACGCUGCUGUGAGUGAUGCUGAAGUGACAGAGGAAGGCGAGAACCGGCAAGGCGCGGAGGUGAUGAAGACAGGUGCAGCGCAGGACCACAAAAGUAUGAAGCCAAAGGUGAAAGCAGAGAUCAAAUACUGGAAGACGCAAGCCGACCUAGCUGUCCUUCUGCUCCAGCUGACUGGAGCCAAAGGCACGGCACGACAAAGCGACGUUAAUAUUGAAAAUGUGGAGAUCACUGGCCCAAGGCAAAUGCCCGGGGAGGCAAAUAGUCCAGGAGAUCUGGUGCAACAUUUCAGCAAGAAAGCCGUACUGUGA